AUGAACGAGCAGGUAAGUAUGGAGAAGGAUGGAGGAGUAAGCCAGGAUUUCCAUUAUUCAGUGCUAAACACAAGAAACAAUGUGACAGAAUUCAUUCUUUUGGGAAUUACCAAGAAUCAAGAGAUAAGGAAACUAUUUUCUGCAUUGUUUCUAAUCAUUUACAUGGCCACAGUGCUGGGAAAUGUACUCAUUGUAAUAACUAUAACUAGAAGCCACAGUCUGAGGUCCCCCAUGUAUUCCUUCCUCACUUCUCUGUCUCUCAUAGAUGUCACGUAUUCAUCUGUCACUACUCCCAAGUUGAUUGUGGAUGGCCUUUCUGACAGAACAACUAUCUCCUUUGAAGGCUGCAUGACUCAGCUCUUUGCAGACCAUUUCUUAGGUGGUGCAGGGAUCAUCCUUCUCAUUGUGAUGGCCUAUGAUCGUUAUGUGGCCAUCUGUAAACCUCUGCAUUACAUGACUAUCAUGACUCCUCGAGUGUGCUGCUUGAUGAUGGGAGGUGCUUGGGUAGGAGGAUCCAUGCAUGCAACCAUUCAGCUUCUCUUUAUGUAUCAAAUUCCAUUCUGUGGCCCCAAUAUCAUUGACCAUUUUAUGUGUGACUUGUUCCCAUUGUUGCAAUUAGCCUGCAUGGACACACAUAUCCUGGGUCUCUUAGUCAUUCUUAACAGUGGGGUAAUGUGUUUGACCAUAUUCUUUAUGCUCAUGACUUCAUAUGUGGUCAUCCUGUGCUCUCUGAAGUCUUGCAGCUCUGAAGGAAGGCACAAAGCCCUCUCCACGUGUAGUUCUCACUUCACAGUGGUGGUGUUUUUUGUACCUUGCAUCUUCUUGUACAUGAGGCCUGUGGUCACUUACACCAUUGAUAAAGCAAUGGCUGUGUCUGCUAUCAUUGUUGAGCCAAUGUUGAAUCCUUUGAUCUACACCUUAAGGAAUGCGGAGGUGAAAAAUGAGCUGAGGAAAUUAAUUGUUGAGGUUGAGAUGGACCAGACAGAAUUCUAA
Messenger RNA from Microtus ochrogaster (prairie vole), 993 nucleotides. RefSeq names its product olfactory receptor 4C6-like. Gene Ontology annotation, cellular component: membrane. The record is from RefSeq and is a predicted model, not a curated record. Gene Ontology annotation, biological process: G protein-coupled receptor signaling pathway. NCBI's taxonomy places the organism in Eukaryota, Metazoa, Chordata, Mammalia, Rodentia, Cricetidae. Gene Ontology annotation, molecular function: G protein-coupled receptor activity; olfactory receptor activity.